CAACAGCUGCCCGUCGCCUAGCUGGAAGAAGUGAGAUGGUCCAGCAAUCCUUUCUUCAGUGUGGGAUUAGUGGUAACCCAGAUGGAAGCGACAUUGACAAGAUUCGGAUUAAGGACAUACCGAAUGAGAAGAUAUCAUGGGAUGGUUGGGAUAACUUCAACUGCGACGCCUACAUGAAGAAGGAAAUGACCCAAGAAGAGAUAUCUGACGUCAAUGUGGAUAACGACUGCCAAGAGUAUAUAUCUCUAGCUGAAGACGUCCAGCAACCCAUCGGAAAUAGUUCAAUGAGGCCAUGGGAAAUCUAGAGCUUGGUGGGUAGGUGGGAGGAAAUCCAAUGCCAACCAUAAGUCUGUUUGCUGGCCUUUGCCACCUAACUUGCUGCUGACGUACAUGACUAACCCCUGCUUUUGCCACCUCCAGAUCCCUGUUUCUGCCAGCGCACU
Messenger RNA from Colletotrichum navitas, 443 nucleotides. RefSeq lists its product as uncharacterized. Lineage: Eukaryota; Fungi; Ascomycota; Sordariomycetes; Glomerellales; Glomerellaceae. The record is from RefSeq and is a predicted model, not a curated record. The transcript has a single exon. The coding region runs from base 36 to 305 and encodes 89 amino acids.